Porites evermanni is the source of this 984-nucleotide messenger RNA. Lineage: Eukaryota; Metazoa; Cnidaria; Anthozoa; Scleractinia; Poritidae. The record is from the annotation of a GenBank genome assembly.
AUGACUUCAAUAUUCAAGUGUACAGUCUUGCACCUACUCAUAACCACGGGGAAGAAGACGAUCAAGAAAAUGCUCCCGACAUCGCCGCUACACUUCGCCACCGCUGCUCUCAUCGCGACUAUGCUGGUACUCUCUACUUGAACCUUUACGAAAACCAUUUUUCGUAUAUUAAAGACCUGGCCCGAUGCAGUAAAUCCUUUGCUGUUCUUUCUGUGGCAAGUACUGGAAGAAAUCGUCCAGAUUGAAUAGACACAAAAAGACCUGUGACGGAAAAGUCCAGCUCAAGUAUCCUGGCGGCGCGUACCAUGUCCCUAAAACAUGGUUUGAGCAACUAGAAGAAGAGGGUAUUAUUGUCCCUCAAGAAGCCCGCUAUUUUCCCUACCAUGCGACCUUCGAGUGCUAUUUUGAUCAAGAAAAAGCACAAGAACUGAAAAACAAAGACAAGUUGAAUUGGCAGUCAUCUCAUGUACCUUUGACUGUGAGCGUCUGUAGUAAAGUGUCUGGUCACCAAGCACCCAAAUGUUUCGUGUCUAACGGCGGCCCAAACGAGUUUAUUUCAGAAUUUAUCCAGUACCUCACCAAUAUAAGCCUGAAAAGUUCCUCUCUCCUUCAUGAACAGUACGCAGACGUAUUAGAAGCGCUCAAGACCGUAAGAGCCCCUGAAACAAGAGAUGACCAGAAAAAAAAAGUGAAGAAGAGAGUGAAGAUGACAGCAGAGGGAUUGAUUUGCUGGCAAGCGAUGACGAAGAGGAUGAAGAGAUUGAAUCGGAGAACGAAGACCGCGCCUUUCUUGAUGAUGAGACAGAAGAACAGGAAGAUAUAUCUUUUUACAGAAGACUGAAUGUAGAGCUAGACAGUGAGAGGAGACAAGAGAGAAAACAACAGCGAGAUGAGCUAGCCCUGUAUGAAGAUGUGUUGUUUGGUCAAGAACAGACCAGAGACAACAAAGUGUUGAACGAACUAGAAGAAAAACUAAACGUUUAA